AUGUCUUCUUACGCCGCUCGCCCAACGCUUCCCUCUCUUCGCGCUCUCAAUCUUCUGCCCGAGUCUCAUCCUACUUGCUACGAUUCAUACGAACACAUGACCCAACGCACAUGGCAAUCCCAUCGACGCGUUUCGAUGUCCUCUUCUACACGAACUCCGUCCCCUUCUCCUUCCGACGCGAGUACCCAAUCGAGUCCUACGAAACUCACCUUGGUUCCCUGCGCUUUCGAGGAAGCUGAGGCGGUAAUCGUCCUCCCACCAACCACCAAGCCCGGCAAGGGCUUCCUCUUGACUGGUCAAUCGCUUGCUCAGUUACGGCUUCCGCAAAGGCAGUUGGCCAAGGAAGUCCGAGACAGAAUGCAUCCAUAUCGAUUCUCUGGACCUCGUCGUCCUUCGCCUUGA
Messenger RNA from Mycena indigotica, 402 nucleotides. RefSeq lists its product as uncharacterized. The record is from RefSeq and is a predicted model, not a curated record. Lineage: Eukaryota; Fungi; Basidiomycota; Agaricomycetes; Agaricales; Mycenaceae. Bases 1 to 402 code for a protein of 133 amino acids. The transcript is spliced from 2 exons.